Molecule: messenger RNA, 931 nt
Organism: Cuscuta epithymum
Lineage: Eukaryota; Viridiplantae; Streptophyta; Magnoliopsida; Solanales; Convolvulaceae
Source: the annotation of a GenBank genome assembly
AUCACAUUUAUAUCCCUGCCUUAAUCCACUACUCAACUCCUGCUUUAGACCAUGUACAACACCUCUCCACUACAUCCUCACAGCCUCUCUCCCUUCUCCCAUAUGAAUCAGAUCCAACGAGCUCUUCUCCUCUGCGCAUCAAUUCAUCGACUUCACCGCAUCGUCCACACGCCAUCGUCAAAUUCAUCCCAAGCCAUCACCGUUGUUGGCUCCGCGGCAGGCCGCCGCGUGUCAGACAUAUGGCGCCGGAGUUGUGGCGGUGAUGGUGGUGCUGAAAUUGACACUGGUAGCAAUUUUGAUAAGGCAGUGAUGGUGACCAAAGUGGCAACCGCGACUAUGACGAUGGGGUGGCGGCAAGUCGGCAACAUCGGAGAACAGUGACGGUGGUGGCAGAUGGCGAUGCUGGUGGGCCUGCCAAGGAUGGAGACGCCGGUGGGAGGCUGCGGCGAGGCGGAUGGCCAGAGGCAGGCUGCGCAUGCUAGGGGUGGUUUUCCAUUUGCGGCUACCCAAAAUUUCGACUCACAAGCCUCGUGCUUCGUGCACCGUGCAAUACCUCCUAAAUCAUUAAAUGAAAUAUUAUAACAGGGGUGUUUUUGUCCAUUAAAGCUAUUUUUAGUCCUAUGAAACUCUACUUUCGUAAGCAGUCCUAUAUGUGCAAUAAAGUUUGCAAUAAGUCCGAUUUGAGUCAUUAACUCUAAAAUUAAAUAGAGCCAACAUCUAUUAAGAUAACAAUUGGGAAAACUGGAGUAUGAGCAUACAUUGGUUUGUGUGUGUAGGAGAAGUUAAUUUCCUAUGGUCACACAUAUGGCCUACAUACACGAUUGAAUAUACACAAUCAAUAAACCUUAUGAGUUGGGGCUAAGAAGCUUACUGGGAAAAGGGUAUUGCGUACUGGAAGAGAACUUGUGCCAAUUUGUGAACACAUAUUUAC